UGUAAAGGCGGGGGCGGCUGCCUCUAUAUAUCUGUCAUUCUUCUCUCUCUCUCUCUCUCUUAAGUCUUACCAUUCGCAUUGUAAAGCCGCCCAUCGACUCCUCGAGCUCGAUCGCUCGCCGCCAAGAACUACAAGCCAUGGAGACGGCGUCGGCCGCGUCCGUCCAGGGCCCCAGCGCGGCGCCGUGGGCGGACAUGGACACGGACUGCCUGGUUCACGUGUUCGGGCGCCUCGACCUGGAGGACCUGGCGGCGGCGGCCCCGCUCGUGUGCCGGGGCUGGCGCCGGGCCGCCGCCGAACCGUCCCUGUGGCGCGCCCUCGACCUGCGCCGGGACCACGUCGCGCGCUUCAUGCCCUGGGGCGCGCUCGCCGCCGCCUUCGCGCGCCGCUACGCCGUGCGCGGCUUCUCGCUCGCGGGCUUCCUCAGGAUCUGCGUGUGGCGCGCGCGCGGCUCCGCCGAGGACGUCGCGCUCCCGCCGCUCCUCGCCGAGCCGGCGCACGAGAUCGACCACAUUUCGCUCCGGUGCCCCAGGUUGCGGCGCCUGGCGCUCCCGCACCUGACGGUCGGCGACGAGGCGCGCCUGCCGGACCUCGUCCCGCGGUGGCCGCUGCUGGAGCAUCUGGAGCUGGAGACAAAGCCGUCGUCCUCCUCCUUCCCGGCGCUCGCCGCGCAGGUCGCGCUGCACUGCCCGGCCUUCGCCAGCCUCAAGACCUCGGGGGCCUUCAAGCGCGAGGACGCCGCGGCGCUGGCGCGCUCCCUGCCCAGGCUCCGCUCCCUCUGCGUCGACCGCUCCUACCUGCCCAAGGAGCAGCUUCUCGCCAUCCUCGCCGCCUGCAGGGACCUGCGGGAGUUCAGCGCGCGCAGCUGCGUUGGCUUCGACGACGAGGACGAGGAGGUGCUCAGGCACGGGGCCAGGAUCCUGCGGUUCGACGUCGGAGGGUCGAAGCUGGUGGACGAACUAGACGACGAGUUCCCCGGCGGUGGCGGUUUCUGCGACUCGUCCUACGUUGACGUGAUGUGAUCUCUGUCGCUGGUGCUCGCGGUCGCGGCGCGGCUGCUAAGUGACAGAGCCCACACAUAAGUACACAACAUAAUUAAUGCAGUUUGGAUUUCAUUCUAUUGUAUGAGCAGGGGAAUUAUACUAUUAUUAUUGUAUUUAGAGGCGUUUGGUUUCUAAAAAUAAUUUUUAGUCUAUUAUUUUAUUUAAUUUUAGUCUCUAAAAUGUUAAAUACGAAAACUAAAAUAAAACUUUACCUUUCAUAUUUAUUAAUUUAGAGAUUAAAAUAAAAUAAAAUAAAGGUACUAUCUCCAGAAACCGAGCAAGGGACUGUCUCUACAAACCGACCAGCCCUUAGAAGUACCAAUUCAUGGGUUGCACACGACUUUUAAAGUGAGCGGGGUCUUUUUUUUGGACGCAUUUUUUGUGUUGACGCCUGGAUGCAUAUAUAUGGGCUCGCCUGAUGUCUUUUUUUUCCUUUUUAUAUAUAGGCCUGAUGUGAUA
Zea mays is the source of this 1502-nucleotide messenger RNA. RefSeq names its product F-box/LRR-repeat protein At3g48880. The record is from RefSeq and is a predicted model, not a curated record. The transcript is spliced from 2 exons. NCBI's taxonomy places the organism in Eukaryota, Viridiplantae, Streptophyta, Magnoliopsida, Poales, Poaceae. The coding region runs from base 138 to 1022 and encodes 294 amino acids. Gene Ontology annotation, molecular function: protein binding.